Messenger RNA from Geodia barretti, 1899 nucleotides. NCBI's taxonomy places the organism in Eukaryota, Metazoa, Porifera, Demospongiae, Tetractinellida, Geodiidae. The record is from the annotation of a GenBank genome assembly.
AUGGCAAAGAUCCUGGGCAUCGACCUCGGUACCACCAACUCGGUGGCAGCGGUUAUCGAUGCUGGCGAGGCUACCGUAGUCGAAAACGCUGAAGGUAACCGCAUCACUCCAUCGGUAGUAGCCGUAAACGUCCGCAGCGGCGAGCGAUACGUCGGUCAAAUCGCAAAGCGCCAGGCAGUUACCAACCCGGAGAACACUAUUUUCUCCGUCAAACGCCUGAUGGGGCGCAGAUACGACGAGCCGAUCGUCCAGGACGCCGCCAAACGCUUGCCGUAUCAGGUGGUCAGUGGCGAUAACGGCGACGCCCACGUGGAAAUGUCGGGUCAGUCGUACGCGCCUCCCCAAAUCUCCAGCAUGAUUCUGCAGAAGAUCAGGCAGGACGCCGAAGCCAAGCUUGGAGAGCGGAUCACGCAAGCCGUCAUUACCGUACCCGCCUACUUCAACGACUCCCAGCGGCAGGCCACCAAAGACGCCGGCACCAUCGCCGGACUGGACGUUUUGCGGAUCAUCAACGAACCCACGGCCUCGUCGUUGGCUUACGGCAUUGACAAACAGCAAACCGAUUCCACCGUGGCGGUUUUCGACCUCGGCGGUGGAACCUUUGACAUUACCAUUCUGGAGCUGGGCGACGGCGUUUUCGAGGUGUUGUCCACCAAUGGCGACACCUUCCUCGGAGGCGACGAUUUCGACGAUGCCAUCCUGAACUGGCUGGUUAACGAAUUUCGCGGCGAAACCGGCAUCGACCUGACCCAGGACCGCAUGGCGUUGCAACGGUUGCGCGAUGCGGCCGAGAGGGCGAAGAUCGAGCUAUCCAGUACGUUGGAAACGGAGAUAAACCUGCCGUUUAUCACCGCCGACGCCAGCGGGCCCCAGCACCUGGUAAAAAGCCUCAGCCGCUCCCGUUUGGAACAGCUGGUUGGCGACCUUAUUGACCGUACCGAGGGCCCAUGCCGCCAGGCGAUCAGCGACGCCGGCAUCGGCGCCGGCAGCAUUGAUGACGUGAUCCUCGUUGGCGGCAUGAGCCGAAUGCCAUCCGUCCAGGCCAAGGUUCAGCAGAUCUUCGGACGGGAGCCGUCCCGCUCUGUGAACCCUGACGAAGCCGUGGCCCUGGGCGCCGCGAUUCAGGCCGGAGUCCUGGCUGGAGAGGUUGGCGACAUCGUUUUGCUGGAUGUAACGCCACUCACCCUGGGUAUCGAAACCCUGGGCGGCGUAACUACCGCGCUGAUCCCGCGCAACACCACCAUUCCAACCAAGAAAACCGAGACGUUCACCACCGCGUCGGACUCGCAACCCAGUGUGGAUAUCCACGUUUUGCAGGGCGAACGGCCGAUGUCCAACGACAACAAAACCAUCGGCCGGUUCAUGCUGGACGGAAUCCUGCCGGCCCCUCGCGGAAUGCCCCAGAUCGACGUAACUUUCGACAUCGACUCCAACGGCAUACUGAGCGUAUCGGCUCAGGACAAGGGCACCGGCAAAGAACAGCGUAUCGUUAUCCAGACCAGCAGCGGUUUGUCGCAGGAAGACAUCGAGCGCAUGAUGUCGGACGCCGAGGCCAAUGAAGCAGCCGACCGGGAACGUCGCGCGGGGGUGGAAACUCGUAACCAGGCCGACAGCCUGGCCUAUUCCGCCGAGCGUCUCCUGACUGAGCACGCCGAAACACUGCCCGCCGACCUCAAGGCCGAAGCAGAUGCCAAGCUGGAAUCGCUACGCACUGCCAUCGCAGCAAACAACGUAGCUCAAAUGCAAACCGCCAUCAAUGAACUGAACGAAGCCCUGCAACGGGUAGGCCAGGCCGUAUACACCCAGCCGGGAGCCGGCGGUCCAGGUGAUGCCGGAGGCGCUGGCGACGCUCCUCCCGGAUCCGAUGACACCGUCGAAGGUGAGUUCCGAGAAGUCUAA